AUGCCAGCCAGGACGAGACCUAUUGAGAAGUUUGCCGAGGCAACAGCGAAGUGCACGCUCGAGGGCGCGGCGUAUGGGAAGUGUAUUGCUUCAAACUAUCAGAAUGUCUCCAAAGACAUGUGUGCGAAAGAGUUUAUGAUGUUGAAGGAUUGCUACCUGCGUGCCAGUGGCAAGAUUCGAUAA
This is a messenger RNA of Neohortaea acidophila, 183 nucleotides long. RefSeq lists its product as uncharacterized. The record is from RefSeq and is a predicted model, not a curated record. Gene Ontology annotation, biological process: mitochondrial respiratory chain complex I assembly. Gene Ontology annotation, cellular component: mitochondrion. NCBI's taxonomy places the organism in Eukaryota, Fungi, Ascomycota, Dothideomycetes, Mycosphaerellales, Teratosphaeriaceae. The coding region runs from base 1 to 183 and encodes 60 amino acids. The transcript has 3 exons.